ACUGUUCUCGAGACUCUCUCUGCCCUCCGCAUCCUGCUCUCAGGUCCUUCCUGCUCGCCCCGCCCCUUUGUUUUGUUCUCAUCUGGAACGUGAACAGGCCGCUUGCGUUUGAACAGGUAGCUAGGAGACGACUGAAAACUAAGAAAGGAUUAUGUUUACAAUCCAACCGGUAACCUCACAAGGAGAUUCCACAGGUGACCUCACAAGGAGAUUCCACAGGGGACCUCACAAGGAGAUUCCACAGGGGACCUCACAAGGAGAUUCCACAGGGGACCUCACAAGGAGAUUCCACUGGGGACCUCACAAGGAGAUUCCACUGGGGACCUCACAAGGAGAUUCCACAGGGGACCUCACAAGGAGAUUCCACAGGGGACCUCACAAGGAGAUUCCACAGGGGACCUCACAAGGAGAUUCCACAGGGGACCUCACAAGGAGAUUCCACAGGGGACCUCACAAGGGACCUCACAAGGAGAUUCCACUGCUCUGGUGACAGGAAGAAGAUCUGGUGUUAUGACAACUCCACAUAUGAGUUCUCUAUUUUUUACUUAACCAACAAUGCAGUUUUAAGAAUAAUGAGUGGCAAGGGCUUGUAAGUAAGCAUUUCACUGUAAGGUUUACACAUGUUGUAUUUGGCGUAUGUGAAAAAAUAACAUUUGAUUUGACACAGGAGAGAGACACCUCACACUUGUUGCAGCUCCAUUCAAUAACCAGUUGCUAUUGCUCCUUUUACCAAGAAACAUUCAAACUCUGCGGGGACAAAAUGAAUCGAGAGGAGGGAGUGUUGAUGGAUGAAAUCGAAAAGAGUUUAUGGAAUUUGACUGAGGACAAUUUACGUUACUUGUGUGAACAUCAUGGACAUGAUGGAUCUGAACUUAAAGCAAUGGAUCAUCGCUCGUUGCGGCGUAAAAUCAUGGAGGAAAUGUGGGACAAUACGGAUUCAAUGAAAUCAGAGGAGCAGGGAAUAUCUUGGUUAGUCCAACUGAAAGAGGACAUCCGAAGGAUACUGGAGGAUGCUAGCAGUGCACCCUCGAGUCCCCUCCAGGCUGAGGAUGCUAGCAGUGCACCCUCGAGUCCCCUUCAGGCUGAGGAUGCUAGCAGUGCACCCUCGAGUCCCCUCCAGGCUGAGGAUGCUAGCAGUGCACCCUCAAGUCCCCUCCAGGCUGAGGAUGCUAGCAGUGCACCCUCGAGUCCCCUCCAGGCUGAGGAUGCUGUAGACUGUGAUGAAGAGUGGAGCGGAGAGGGAGGGGCUGGGUUACCUAGCAACGGGUUGGAGGCGGAGUCCAUGAGUCCCAGACAAUCCAACGACGCUGCAGACUGCGACGUGAAGGACAAGGAUUGGUUACCUAGCAACAGACUGGAGGCGGAGUUUUCUCCAGAAAGGCACACACUAGAGCAAAGAGUGAGAGGCGACACGUCUCUCCCGCCCCCCUCCACUCUCCUGAAGACCCUGUGUCGUGCCUCUCCCGGUACCGCCUUAAUUUGGGGUCUGAAGAGGGUGUCUGUGCAGCUGAUGGACUGCAGGAAAACACCAGGGCAGAAAACCUCCAAGAAAACCCACUCCUGUCCUCAGUGUGGGAAGAGUUUUGCCACAAAAGACAUUCUGGAGCGACAUCUGCUAACUCACACUGGAGAGAAACAGGAAAAUAUAUGCGCUGAAUGUGGAAACGUAUUCAGUACAUUUUCCAGCCUUACCAGGCAUCUGAAAACUCAUACUGGAGAGAAAUGUCAUGUUUCUGAAACCACAUGCUCUGAAUGCAGAAAGACAUUCAGUACACAUUCCAGUCUUAGGAGACAUCUGCUAACUCACACUGGAGAGAAACCGUACGUUUGUCCUCGUGAGAAGAAUUUAAAUGAUCCAAGCAACUUAAAGAAACACAUCUUUAGAACUCACUCAGGAGAACAUUUUGAAGAGGAACCUUCCGAAAACAAUGUUGGUUCCUCAGAACAUGAUGGGGCCAUAAAAAAACAAGUCCUUCAUCCAUGUGCUCACUGUGGUAAGAAGUUGUCAACCAAAACAAGACUAACGAUUCACCUGAAGACCCACACUGGAGAGAAACCUCAUGUCUGCCCCGACUGCGGGAAGAGCUUUGCUUUCCUUCCCUCCUUCACUAAACAUCAGAAACUUAGUCAUUCAGAGCACGAAUGUUCAGUGUGUGGGAAAGUCUUUAAUCAACCAGGAGCCUUGAGGUCCCACCAAAGAACCCACACUGGAGAGAAACCCCACCUCUGCUCCGACUGUGGGAAGAGUUUCUGUUUUCGUUCGUCUCUGAGAAGACAUCAGGUACUCCACGCAGGAGACAGUGCGAAGCCCCACGUGUGCUCUGUUUGUGGGAAAGGCUUCAGAGAUUCUGGAUACUUAAAAAAACACCAAUCCAUCCAUUCAGGAGAGAAACCUCACCUCUGCUCCAAUUGUGGAAAAACUUUCACGUCCUUCCUUAGCUUGACAAAUCAUUCCAAAUCACAUCGUCUAGAUGGAAACCAAUUCCAAUGCCCUGAAUGUAAGCGCCAUUUCCCAACAAAGGAAAGGCUGACAAGCCACCGGAGGACGCAUACUGGUGAAAAACCGUUCUGCUGCUCCCAAUGCCACAAGCGCUUCUCUCAUUCAAAUAGUUAUCAAAGGCACCUUCGUAUGCACUCCGGUGAAAAACCCUUUGUGUGUCCUCUCUGUGGGAAGCGAUUUAAUGACUCUUCGAACCUUAGAACACAUGUUAGAAGACAUAAAGGAGAAAAGGUAGGAAAGACACAGGUCUCUGAGCCAUGCCCUCACUGUGGAAAGAGGCUGGCUUCUAAGGCAGGGUUAGAGACCCACCUGCGGAUCCACACUGGAGAGAAACCUCACCUCUGUGCCAUCUGCGGUAAGCGAUUUACCUUCCUCUCCGCCUUGAGAAGACAUCAGAAAACGCAGCACAGAGAGCAAGUAGCGAAGCCGCACGUCUGUUCUGUCUGUGGGAAAGGCUUCGUGGAGUCUGGAGCGCUGAAGAAACAUGUGGUGACCCAUGAGGAGAAACAGCACCUUUGCUCAGAUUGCGGGAAGAGUUUUAGGGUGCUUCAGGCCUUGUCGAUUCAUCAGAGAACCAAGCAUCAGAAAACAAAUGAGCAAGUAAGAGAAAACAAUUCAUACCUCUGUCUUACUUGCGGCCAGGAAUUCAAUUCGAAGCAUAGAUUGGUAAUCCACGAGAGAAAGCACACAGGAGAGAAACCUUACCAAUGCUCUCUGUGUGGCAGGUGCUUCGCUGAUAAGACUAACAUGAGACGUCACCAGACAGUGCACACAGGAGAGAAACCAUUCCAAUGCUCCGUCUGUGACAUGAAGUUCUCUCAAGUCGCCUCUUUAAUACGGCACCGGCUAAUACACUCGGGUCACAAACCGCACCACUGCACUUACUGUGACAAGAGUUUCUCUCAGUCGAACACGCUGAAAACGCACAUACUAACCCACACCGGAGAGAAACCGUACCAGUGCCCCGACUGCGGGAAGGGUUUCACUGAAAAGAAAGCCAUUAAGAAACACCGAAACGACACACACGGGACAGGAGCACACAGCAACACACUGCUUUCUCAUAGAGAUUGAGUCAAGACCGGAGCCCUCGGGCAAAGCCCUACCAAUGUCCUGACUGAAGAAAAUGUUUCUCGGAGAAAAGAGCUCUUGUUAUUAUUGUUUCAUUUUGAUCUGAAGGUUUGAGAAUGUUUUAAAAUAGACAUGUGCUUUUUAAAAUCGUUAGUUUUUUCUCCACUUGGCCCCAACUGUGAGUCUGGUUUGGAUACAGUCAUGAAUUUGAGCUCAGAACAUUUUCUGGUCUUGAAUGGUGAUGUUUAUUUUCGUAUGUUUAGCUGUGUAGAUUAAUCCUCUGGAAGCUAAAGUGGUUUCAAGUGGAUAGAAACAUGGAUUUAUAUAUUGAUAUUUCAAUAAUACUAUUGCAUUAAUUUGCUGGUUUUGGCAAAUCGCUUUAAAGUGUGCAUUAAUUUGCUGGUUUUGGCAAAUUGCUUUAAAGUGUGCAUUCAUUUGCUGGUUUUGGCAAAUUGCUCAAUCAUAAACAUUCUAAACAAACUAGUGAAAAUCACCAGGAAAUUGAACACUCCUUUCUGAGAUGUAUCAUCAUUACAUGGGCUAUUCCCGAAAGUG
Oncorhynchus kisutch (coho salmon) is the source of this 4123-nucleotide messenger RNA. RefSeq names its product zinc finger protein 665-like. Lineage: Eukaryota; Metazoa; Chordata; Actinopteri; Salmoniformes; Salmonidae. The record is from RefSeq and is a predicted model, not a curated record. The transcript is spliced from 3 exons. Bases 761 to 3571 code for a protein of 936 amino acids.